Molecule: messenger RNA, 485 nt
Organism: Notothenia coriiceps (black rockcod)
Lineage: Eukaryota; Metazoa; Chordata; Actinopteri; Perciformes; Nototheniidae
Product: probable JmjC domain-containing histone demethylation protein 2C
Exons: 3
Coding region: 36-485 (149 amino acids)
Source: RefSeq, a predicted model, not a curated record
UUCAGGUGCUAGAGCCUCAGAACGUGGACCCCUCUAUGAUCCAGAUGACCUUUCUGGAUGAUGUGGUCCACUCCCUACUGAAAGGAGAAAACAUCGGUAUCACCUCCAGAAGAAGGUCACGAUCCAGCACCAACAACAACAAUGCCCAUAUGACGGGCGGGAGACCCAGCGGGACCACCGGCAGCACUCAGAGCCAUUACACACGAGCCCAGGCCAACAGCCCCCGUCCCAUCAUGAACUCAUCAGGCCCCAACCCGAAAGGUUCCCAGGGGACCCAGGCCUCGCAGCAACAGAGCCAGUCACAACAAAGCCAGCAAACAGCCAGCCAAUCACACAACUCGCCUGGCGGCAAUGCCAAGGAGCAGAGAGAGCAGCGCAACGCCCGCUCCUCCAGGAGGAAAGGAUCGGACAGCAGCGUUCCAGAGGAGGACAAGAGAGAGGAGCCCCCAGCCAGAGGUGAGGACAGGUCGCACGCUAGCAGCUAG